AUGCACCGACAUCCACACACCUCGCUGCUGCUGCUGGUGGUGUGCUGCGCCAGCGUGUGUCUCGCCGCCGAGCCGUAUCAAUGCACGUUCGACGAUGUGGUGAAGAGGGGUGGCCCACAAACGAUUGCUGUGGUGAAGGAGGUGCCGCCCAACGGACAGAACGGAUGGCAGGCGUACACGCUCUCCGCAACGGUGGGGGAGGAGAGUGAGUGGAAGCCGAUCCGCAUCCUUGUGUCCACAGAGGAUCUGAAGGAUCCGACCAAGUACUGCAACGAGACGACACCGGAGGAGAAAAAACCAGCAACAAAGUCGGCAAAAUCCAAAACGGCGGUUGCACUCACAGCGGAAGGAACUGAAGAAAGAACGGUGGUGAAACGCCCGGACUUUCAGGGCCGCACUGUCACAUGCAAAGAAGCAGAUCUCCUCACCGCUCAACGCAAGGCCGACCUUGCCGACAAGAUCCUCCCCGCGGCAGUUAAACUGCACACAGACCGUCUGCUCGUCAAGCGCUUGGCCAAACCGUUUAUUGUACCCAAGUUCGACGAGAAGAGUAUGUGCAGCAAAUUCAAGGUGCCUGAUGACCACCGUGCGGCAGGCAAGGGUGUUAAUGCUGACAUGGUGCUCUACGUGGCGGCUGGGCCGGGAGCUCCAUUCGCCCUUCCCUGCGCUGUACUGGACUCUCAAGGGAAUGGGCGUCCCGUUGCUGGCGUCAUGAACUUCCCGCCCUCCGGCUUCCGUGACUUGCGUCUCGCCGUCCGAAUCGCUGCGCACGAGAUUGCGCACGCACUUGGAUUCACGAACAGACGGAUGGUGGCCCUUAAUAUGGUCUCCUACUCUGUCGCACGCGGCCGUAAUCGCCCCAUGGUGAAGUCCAAGAUGACACUCGAAAAGACUAAGACGCACUUCGGCUGCAAUACAGCAGGGGGCAUGGAACUCCAGGAAUGGAUCGAUGGGAGUGUGACGUCGCACUGGUCGAGGCGCAACGCGAAGGACGAGCUGAUGAGUGCCCAGAUCGGCAGCCGCGGCGGGUACUACACGGCGCUGACGCUGGCGGCUUUCGAAGACAUGCCGUACUACAGCGUGAAUUGGAGCAUGGCGGAGCCGAUGGCAUGGGGCAAAGAUGUUGGAUGCGGCUUUCUGUCCAAGGCGUGUGCAGUAGAGGGCCUUACUAAACACCCCCGGAUGUUGUGCGAGGGAAAAAAGGAACCGACAGAACUCACGAAUGCCACGCUAACGGAGAUAUCAAACAGGAUACUAAGAAGACAGCCCUCUCCGAAUAAAGGGGUGGACUUCUGUACAUCUGAUCGCCUUGCCGUUGGGCGUUGCUCUGCGUUUACAGGUGAUGUUGGUGAGUUUGGGGACACGUGUCCAACUAUUGCACCGUAUCUGAGCAGCAAGGGUGGCUCUCUUGUUACCAGUACAUGUGGCUUGAAACAGGAAAUGGAUUUGUCUGCAUUACUUGCUGCGCCGCUUCCUGAGAGUAAUUCGUGGUGCCUGGAUACGGUGGCGUCGACUUCAGCUACGGAGGUGAGCGUUACUCCUCCAAUUACCGGUGGUGUGUGUGCAAAUGUGAAAUGCAUCGACGGCAGCAAGGUGCAGGUGCAGCUGGAAGGGAGCGACGGCACUAAGGGGUGA
Messenger RNA from Trypanosoma grayi, 1635 nucleotides. RefSeq names its product surface protease GP63. Bases 1 to 1635 code for a protein of 544 amino acids. NCBI's taxonomy places the organism in Eukaryota, Euglenozoa, Kinetoplastea, Trypanosomatida, Trypanosomatidae. Gene Ontology annotation, cellular component: membrane; cytoplasm. Gene Ontology annotation, molecular function: metalloendopeptidase activity. The record is from RefSeq and is a predicted model, not a curated record. Gene Ontology annotation, biological process: cell adhesion; proteolysis. The transcript has a single exon.